Molecule: messenger RNA, 791 nt
Organism: Aspergillus saccharolyticus JOP 1030-1
Lineage: Eukaryota; Fungi; Ascomycota; Eurotiomycetes; Eurotiales; Aspergillaceae
Product: putative NADH-ubiquinone oxidoreductase 21 kDa subunit
Exons: 4
Coding region: 65-643 (192 amino acids)
Source: RefSeq, a predicted model, not a curated record
CAUGCCGUGAGCCAGCAAUUCCAGGGAACAAUUUUGAGUUAGAAGAGGCCUAGAAGGAGCCAUAAUGACGCGUGAGAUAGUUAGAGCUGCCAAGUCGGCAUCAAACGUGAUUGCUGUUCACAAGAAAUAUACUGUGCAAUCGACUGGUGUAUGGGAGCGCAUCCGCCGCCUUUUGUCCAUCGAUCCUAAUCGCUCCACUGGCGUUCCAUUGAACUCUCAAUUUCGUCUGCCGGCUCCAGGAUCUCUUCCACCUCUGUCCUAUGAUGACCCAGUAACAGUUCCAGCGGGCGACAUUGCCGAUAAUCCCUACUGGAAACGUGACGCUCGGAGAAGUUACCCCAGACUUAGCAAGGUCAAUCAAGCCGACGUCGUCGGUCUUCUCAGUGUAGGCAGUCAAGCAGCGCCUAAGGAGGUGCUGAAACUCGGUGAAGCGGGUGCAAAGCAGCUUGUUUCUGUCAAACAACAGGGGGACGAGCGCGGACUUGCUGGGCUUUUUGAGAAAAACAAGAUGGAGGCUAGAGGUGUGUUGGAUGCCAAUGGAUUGCCGCCCUUGCCUUGCAGCUUGAAUUCUUCGGCUUCGAAAUACCGGCUGGAUCACGACCAUGGGUAUCCUGAAGUGUACCCCUGCCGCACUUUUGUCUGAUAUAGAGAGGGAUAGACCUACUGCUGUUCAUCAGAUUCUGGUUCCAUUCAGGGCCUCGCUUAUUCGCGCCGCUUUCAUGUGUUUGUAAUUCGUACAGGAUGUUGAAUAUACAACUUAGCUCCAUGUGACGGUCCAAUUCAUGUGUUCA